AUGGUGGCGGGGACGAUGGACCCUGUGUUUUUGAGCAUGUCGCGGCUGCGGCGAAGGAAGUACGACGCGUGCAUCGAGAAGUGCACGGAGCUGCUGGAGCGCAACCAGUACGACCAGGCGGUCUGGUACCUCAAGGCUCGCGCACUGACCUUGCAGAGCUACAUCGACGACACCGAGGUCGAAGAGGAGGGCCUCGCCGACGUCCUCAUGGACGAGAACGCGCUCAACUCGAUGCCGCGGCCCGGCACGUCCCUCAACCGCCCCAAGACAUCGAGCGUCGGCCAGGUCAACCAAGGCGUGCGGCCAAUGACCCAAAGCGGCCGCCCCGUCACAGGGUUCGUGCGGCCGGGGACGCAGGGGCGGCCGGUGAGCGGGGCGCCGGGCGCGCCGGCGACGGCGAGCCAGCGGCUGUCGACGGCGUACCGCAACGCGCGGCCGGGGACCACGCGGCCGGUGACCGCGUCGGGGCGCUUCGUGCGGCUCGGCACGGCGUCGAUGCUGACUCAGCCAGGGGGGAUGUUCAUCGACGUGGAGCGCCUCAACCUGGCCAAGUACGCCAGCCGCCCGCACCUCUCGCGCGCCCUCUGCGACUACAUCCUCUACCACGAGCGCAACCCGCGCAAGGCCGUCGAGCUCGCCGCACACGCCACAAAGUUCCUGGACUACGAGGACUGGUGGUGGAAGGCCCGGCUCGGCAAGGGGUACUACCAGCUCGGCCUCCUGCGCGAGGCGGAGCAGCAGUUCCUCUCGUCGAUCCGCUCGCUCUCCGUGACCACGCCCAUCAUGGAGCUGUGCAAGUGCUACGUGCGCAUGGACCAGCCGAACACGGCGAUCGAGCACUUCGAGCGCGGCCUCGCGGCCCACCCGAGCGACACCGACCUCCAGCUCGGCAUCGGGCGCCUGCACGACGCGCUCAACAGCCUCGACAGGGGCGUCGAGGUGUACCGGCGCGUGCUGUACUGGGACGCGAGCAACGUCGAGGCGAUCGCGUGUCUCGGCGCGCACAGCUUCUACUCGGACCAGCCGGAAAUCGCGCUUCGGUUCUACCGUAGGCUGCUGCAGAUGGGGGUGUCGAGCACGGAGCUGUGGAACAACCUCGCGCUGUGCUGCUUCCACGCGGGGCAGUACGACAUGACGAUCAUCUGCUUCGAGAAGGCGCUGCAGCUCGCCGGGGACGCGGAGGGGGCCGACAUCUGGUAUAACAUCGGACAGCUCGCGCUCGGCAUCGGCGACCUCGGGCUCGCGUUCCAAGCCUUCAAGAUCGCGGUGUCGCUCGACAGCCAGCACGGGGAGUCCUUCGCGAACCUCGGCGUGCUCGAGAUGCGGCGCGGGAACGAGGAGGCGGCCAUCAACAACAUCCGCGCCGCGACGACGGUCAACCCGAGCCUGUUCGAGCCGGUGUACAACCUCGCGCUGCUGCUGUACCGCACGGGGGACUUCCAGGAGGCGUACCGGCAGGUCAACAAGGCGCUGGAGAUCUACCCGGACCACACGGAGUCCAAGGAGCUGCAGCGCACCAUACGACAAGCCUUCACGUCAGUCUGA
Pedinophyceae sp. YPF-701 is the source of this 1545-nucleotide messenger RNA. The record is from the annotation of a GenBank genome assembly. NCBI's taxonomy places the organism in Eukaryota, Viridiplantae, Chlorophyta, Pedinophyceae.